Cavia porcellus (domestic guinea pig) is the source of this 3065-nucleotide messenger RNA. It is a transcript of the gene Txndc11, whose product is annotated as thioredoxin domain containing 11. The transcript is spliced from 12 exons. Bases 109 to 2955 code for a protein of 948 amino acids. Lineage: Eukaryota; Metazoa; Chordata; Mammalia; Rodentia; Caviidae. The record is from RefSeq and is a predicted model, not a curated record.
AGCGGGCGCGGCGGGCUCUGGGAUUGGGGAGCGACGGUCCUGGCCGGGCCCCCGGGCCUGAGGCAGCGGCAGCGGCGGCGGUAUAAAGCCGGCGGCGGGGAGCAUGUAAUGUCGGAAUGCGGAGGCCGCGGCGGCGGCAACAGCAGCAGCGACGACGCCGAGGACGAGGGUGGCGGUGGCGGCAGCCCGGCGGGCUCCGGCUCCCUCACCCCGGCCCCGACGGGAGAGUCCUGGGCGGGCCGGCUCCGCCGCGGGCUGCGCUGCGCCUCCCUCAUGGCGCGCCGGCGGCCAGAGCUGCUCUGCGGAGCCGUGGCGCUCGGCUGCGCGCUGCUUCUCGCCCUCAAGUUCACCUGCAGUCGAGCAAAAGAUGUGAUAAUACCUGCAAAACCACCUGUGAGCUUUUUCUCCUCGAAGUCUCCGGUCCUUGACCUCUUCCAGGGGCAGCUGGAUUAUGCAGAGCACAUUCGCCGGGAUUCGGAGGUGGUACUGCUGUUCUUCUAUGCUCCAUGGUGUGGCCAGUCCAUCACUGUCAGGACAGAAAUUGAGCAGGCAGCAAGCCAGCUUUCUGACCAGGUGUUGUUUGUGGCAAUUAACUGUUGGUGGAACCAGGGGAAAUGCAGAAAACAGAAACAUUUCUUUUAUUUUCCUGUAAUACAUCUGUAUCAUCGGAGUUUUGGACCAAUCGAGUAUAAAGGCCCCAUGAGUGCUGUUUACAUUGAGAAGUUUGUCCGCCGAGUGAUGAAACCACUUCUCUACAUCCCAUCUCAAUCAGAAUUACUAGAUUUUCUCUCAAACUAUGAGCCUGGAGUACUCGGGUACUUUGAGUUCAGUGGCUUGCCCCAGCCUCCUGGCUAUUUGACCUUUUUCACCUCAGCAUUAUAUUCAUUAAAGAAAGAUUACCUAGGAACAGUACGAUUUGGGGUUAUCACAAAUAAACAUCUUGCGAAACUGCUUUCCUUAGUACACUCUGGAAGUGUGUAUUUACAUAGACAUUUCAACACAUCACUUGUCUUCCCCAAGGAGGUCAUGAACUUUACAGCUGCGAACAUCUACAAGUGGGCCUCAGAAAACCGAGAAACACUUUUGCAAUGGCUGCAGCCCCAUGGCGGCAAGAGUCUCCUGCUGAAUAAUGAGCUGAAGAAGGGACCAGCCCUCUUCCUGUUCAUACCAUUCAAUCCAUUAGCUGAGAGGCAUCCCCUAAUAGAUGAGAUCACCGAAGUGGCCUUGGAAUAUAACAACUGUCACAGGGAUCAGGUGGUGGAGCGCCUCCUUCAGCAUCUGCGGCAGGUGGAUGUGCCAGUGUCACAGUCCCUGGUGCCAGAGCCACCGUCCCUGCUGCCAGACACAUCACUGAUGGCAGCAUUGCCCUGCUGCAACACUGUGGUGCUGCCCCAAGGGCACUCCUUUUCCAGGACCCAUAACAUCUGCGAGCUGUGUGUCAACCAGACCGCUGGGGGCAUCCAGCCGGGCUCAGUCAGUGUGCCACAGUGCAGCUUCUUCCAGAUGGCAGCGGUUCUGGAUUCCUUCUACCUCAAGAAGCAGACCUUUUAUCAUAUGGCUUCGGACAGCAUGGAAUGCAGCAAUUUUUUAACUUCCUAUAGCCCUUUUAGCUAUUACACUGCAUGUUGCAGGACCAUAAACAGGGGCGGGGUAAGCUUCAUUGAUUCUGAACAAGGUAUCUUUGAAACCCCAGGCACUGCAUUUUCUUCCCUGGAGAAGUGUAAGGCCACCACCCCCAGCCAUGUUCCUCACAUUGAGGAGAACAGGUAUCUCUUCCCAGAAGUGGGCAUGACCAGCACCACCUUCACAGGCCUGAGCUGCAGAACCAACAAGACCCUGAAUAUCUACCUUUUGGAUUCCAAUUUAUUUUGGUUAUAUGCAGAGAGACUGGGUGCUCCAAGCUCCACCCACGUGAAAGAAUUUGCCACAAUCGUUGAUGUGAAAGAAGAGUCUCACUAUAUCUUGGAUCCAAAACAAGCACUCAUGAAAUUCACCUUAGAAUCUUUUAUUCAAAACUUUAGCAUUCUCUACAGUCCCUUGAAAAGGCAUCUCAUUGGAAGUGAUUCUGCCCAGUUCCUUUCUCAGCAUUUAAUCACUGAAGUAACAACUGAUACUUUCUGGGAAGUCAUCCUUCAGAAACAGGAUGUCUUGCUGCUGUAUUAUGCACAGUGGUGUGGCUUCUGUCCGUCCCUCAAUCACAUUUUCAUCCAGCUCGCCCGUCUCCUGCCAGCAAAUACAUUCACUGUGGCCAGGAUCGAUGUAUCUCAGAAUGAUCUUCCUUGGGAAUUUAUGGUUGACCGGCUUCCUACCAUCUUGUUUUUUCCCUGCAACAGAAAGGACCUAAGUGUAAAAUACCCCGAAGACCUCCCCAUCACCCUUCCAAAUCUGCUGAGAUUCAUCCUGCAUCACUCAGACCCUGCCUUCGCCCCCCAGAAUGUGGCCAGCACCCCGUCCAGAGGUUGUCUCCAAAGUGAGGCAGCCUUACAGCAAGGGCAUAUCUCCCACUUGGAGAGAGAGAUCCAGAAACUGCGAGCAGAGUUAAGCAGCCUUCACCGAGCACAGGUCCAAGUAGAGGGCCAGCUGUCCAGUGCCCGCAGGGAUGAGCGCCGGCUGCGCAAGCAGCAGCAGGCCCUGGAGCAGCAGCACAGCCUGCUGCGGCAGCACAGCGAGCAACUACAGGCCCUGUACACGCAGAAGGCCCGUGAGCUGGAGGAGCUGGCUGAUGCCUCGGAGACUCUCCUCACCGAGAACACGUGGCUCAAGAUCCUGGUUGCCACCAUGGAGAGGAAGCUGCAGGGCCAGGACGGGGCUGAGGACCCGGCCCCACUGAGAGAAGCACACCCUGACCACCCCGAGCCUGCAAGUGUCCCCCUAUUACCUGGUGGGACUCCCCUGCCUUCCAAUGCCAGCUCCCUGCUGGCAUCUGAGAGGAAGAAUGAGAACAGGACAGACUAACCUGAAAUAAUGAAGGAAUCAGAGAUAGAAAUUGUACAUUGGGAGUAUAUUUAUGCAAAUUUUAUUGAAACAUUGUAAAUAAAGAUUUUCUCAGUGGUCUAGAAAAUGAA